Arabis nemorensis is the source of this 246-nucleotide messenger RNA. The record is from the annotation of a GenBank genome assembly. Lineage: Eukaryota; Viridiplantae; Streptophyta; Magnoliopsida; Brassicales; Brassicaceae.
AUGAUGAGAAUUAAUGUUUACCUCUUUGCAUUUAUCUUCCUUUUGUCUAUAAAACAAGAGAUUGGUUCCGUUGAAGGCCGAACACUCACUAUGUCCACCGUGAUGACGGCUGGGGAAAUCGUAGCUAAUGGCUCUGCGCCACCGUCGACUGAGUCACUUCAGCCACCGCCGAGCCACGGGGUUGAUACCUUCAGGCCCACGGCACCUGGACAUAGCCCUGGUAUUGGACAUUCCAUACACACCUAA